Messenger RNA from Stegodyphus dumicola, 4181 nucleotides. RefSeq names its product inhibitor of Bruton tyrosine kinase. Lineage: Eukaryota; Metazoa; Arthropoda; Arachnida; Araneae; Eresidae. The record is from RefSeq and is a predicted model, not a curated record. Gene Ontology annotation, molecular function: protein binding.
UUGUGAUGCAAUAGGAGACAUUUAUCGUUGACAAAUUGAAAACAUUUUUUUCUCCAAAAUAUAAUCAUAUUUCAACUCUCUUUAACACUUUUCAUUGCAAAUUAGCGAGCAGCUGCAGAAUUUGCAUUCAUAGUGUUUGCACUGUAAUAUACUGACUGAUUCGUGCAGAAAACUUGUACGUUUUUCAUACGUACUAUCUCUGCUGAGAAAAGCUGUGUCAAUACUUUUGUAGUUUAUAAAAAUGUGUUACGAAAAUUCUUCUGCCUCUGCUGCUUAUGACAUCUUUUACUUUUCUUCUUGAAUUGGCUGUUUCCACCAUUAUGGCUAUCUAAACUGCUGUUAGGUACAGCAUCCCCGCUAUGGGGUGCUGAAAUAAAUUUUUAAAUGAUUUUUUUAUUUUUUGUUUAAAGAAUUAUAUUAGUUUAGUUACGUUAUAUUAUAUGUUUAUUUUUGUACAUAAACGUACAAAAUAAGAGUUGUGUUUAAAUACAAAAUAAUGGUUUGUUAAAAAGAGGUGUUGUGCAGUGGAAAAUGAAUAAUGGAAAACUUUCCUGAAAAGGAUUGUACAUCAAAAUGCCGAUCAUCUACGCAUGCCAAACAGAUUUUCAGCUGUAUUCCAACAUCCACAGCAUCUCAGAUUAGAGCAUAUUCAGUAUGGCUUUGUCAUAAUUUUCCAGUGAUCACAGAUGAUCUGGGUAGAAAUCUUUUGCAUAUUGCUGCAGCAUGUGGGAAGUGGGAGAUUGUGGAAUGGUUGCUGAAAUAUUGCCAUGUGGAAAUUGAUGCUAAAGAUUAUGAAUCUGGAUGGACUGCUCUUCAUCGAAGCAUUUUUUAUGGACAACUUGCUUCUCUUAGAAUCCUAUGCAUGCAUGGAGCCAGUCUGAAGUUAUAUGAUCAUGAAGGUUUGUCUCCACUAGAUAUUGCCCUCAAAGACCGUUUGCCAUAUCUGGAAUACCAUCCUUCAAAUCCAUCUGAAGUCUAUGUCUGGGGUUCAAAUUUUAACUAUAACCUUGGGCUUGGAAAUUUACAGAGCCGAGAAAUUCCAGAAGUAUUGGAGGUUUUUCGUAAAGAUUUCAUAUCUAUUAAACAGGUUCAGAUAUGUAAAUUUCAUAGCGUGUUCUUAUCUGUGAAUGGUAAUGUGUAUACUUGUGGGUAUGGUCAUGGAGGACGAUUAGGUCAGGACAAUGAAGAUAUAUCCCUUGUUCCUUCUCUUGUGAAAGGAAUUGGCUCACAUCCUUGUGUGCAGGUAGCUGCUGGCCAAGACCAUUUGCUGCUAUUGUUGGAAGGUGGACAGGUAUGGAGCUGUGGCUUAAAUUUAUAUCAUCAGCUUGGACAUGUACCUCCUGUGGAAAAACUUCUUAUACCAAAGCCUCUUUCACUUAAGUUUUUAAAAGGGAAAGAAAUUAUUGGAGUCCGGGCAGCACGUUUUCAUUCUGUAAUGUAUACUAAAGAUUGCGUUUACACUUUUGGAUUGAAUGCUGGACAACUAGGGCAUCCUAAAGGAGAGCGUACUCAAAUAUACCCAAGACAAGUAUCUGCUUUGUAUAAUGAAGGAUGGAAUAUAACACAUGUUGAAGCUAGUGAUGGUGCGACAGUUUGUGCCACAAGUCGUGGUGAUGUGUUUGUUCUUCAUGAAUACCAAAUACGAAAAAUUGCCUCCAGGCAGCUGGAAAUAGUCAAGUUAUCAGUUGUUGGCGGGCAUUUGGACUCUCGAUGUGAUGUGGCUGGUGUUAGAGAAGGCAGAGGAUUAGAGCUUAGAGUUGUGCUGCUCACAAAAUCUGGUAAAGUUUAUCUUUGGCGACAAACAGAUCCAUAUUUGAGAAGGUGCCUUUUCACCUCCCAGAAGCAGCUUCUUAUAUCAGAUAUUCACAUCAAUCAUUAUUCAGUAGGAAUGAUAACUUUUGAUAAUGAAGGAUACAUGGGCCAGAUUCUUCCUUUCAAAGGUCAGCGAUCUGCCCCGCCUCCUGCUACUGUGCAUGUUCCAUCAAUUUUCAGUCGAGAAGGAUCAUCUGGAUUGACUGUAUUGCUGGACAGAGAUGACUGUAAUUUUAUAAAAGUUAAAAGACUGCCUCAUAUUUACCGGGGGACCUCUAUUACCAGUGAUUCAAAGGGGAGGAAUUUUGCCAUUUUGCAAUCCAGUCCUAAAAUGGGCCUUGUGGAAAUUCCCAUAGUCUCAGAAUCGGGGUUACAGCAAAAUAUUUGCAAAUUGCUUUCAGAAACAGAUAUUAAAGAUGAUUUUCAUGAUAUAAUUAUAAAGGUUGGCAAAAAACAGUUUGCUGCUCAUCGAUACAUACUGGCUUCACGCUGUGAUUACUUCAAAAAGCAAUUCAGUAAUGAUAGUUACAAAAAUGGUGAGAUGAUAAUAGAAAAUAUGAAGCCUGAAGCAUUUGAACAAGUGCUCAAAUUUCUUUAUUGCAAUUAUUGUGAUUUCUUAACUCUAGGUUAUGAAGUGAAGUGGUCCUCAGAACCAGAGGCUGGGAAGAAAAAAAAGUCGAAUACAAAAAGUGUGAAAAAAGUGAAUCCUAUAAUUCUAGUCCAAGAAGCAAGUAGAAGGUUGAAUGUUGGAAUUUUAACAAAGAAAUUAGAUGGUGUGAGAAUAGUUGAUGGAAAAAUAACUGUUGUAGAAGAAAUGUUUUCAUCAAAACUUAAUUUCGACAGAUUUUCACUAUCAUUUUUAUCUGAUGUGAAUCUUCUAUCAUGUGAUGGUUGUGUGUUCCAUUGCCACAAAUGUAUACUUGCUGCUAGGCUAGAUUAUUUUCACAGUAUGCUUAGUUCAUGCUGGGCUGAAAAUUCUCGUCUGGAGCAUUUAACUCUUCCAAUAUCAUCUCAAGUAAUGGAGGCUGUCUUGGAAUUCCUUUAUACUGAUAAUACUAAUAAAGUGUCAGCAUCUGAAGAUGCUGAGUUUGUAUGUCAGGUUCUAAUGAUCUCUGACCAACUUUUAAUACCAAGAUUGAAGGAAAUAUGUGAAAUGGCAUUGGUGGAAUUAAUUACUCUCAAGAAUUCUGUGGAACUUCUGGAAUUAUCUUGCAUUUAUAACUCUUUCCAGUUAAAGAGGUCUUGCAUGCAAUUUAUUUGCAUAAAUUUAGCAGCUAUUAUUGAAGCAAGGGGCCUUGACCUUUUGAGUCAUGAUGUUAUUCAGGAUUUAACUGACUAUUACAGAGAUUUAGUCCCUUCUAUGACCAGAAGGAAAGUUUCAUUUUAUAAUCACCCAUCUGAAGAGGAACUGCAGUUCAUAGAAAAAAAUUUUCCUGUCACCAGCAUAUUUACUUUUGAAAAAGCUAAACUAGAUGCACAUGACAACAGAACUAAAAGCAGACGACGUUGCUCCUCUCUGCGUUCCGAGUCAAAGGAAAAUUCGUCAGCUAUCAAAAAUGAAAUUAAUUUGAAAACUGUUGAAAAAGAUAUUGUUUUGGAUAUACUAAUUCCAGACAUUGAUGACUUAAAGUUUGAAGAGAAAAGUGUAGUGCAGGAAAACAUCAAGAAAAGUCCAGUGAUUCCAAGUGAAAUAAGUAAUAAAAGAGGCCAAUGGGUAAUGAAACCACCUACAGCAGAACAGACUAUUGCAUUGGAUAAAAUCAUGUUGGAAGAAAAGCAGAAAUUAAUUCCUGUGCAGAAAAAGUCAAGUGCUGUAGAUAUGAAACCAAUUCCACAUAUAUCACAAAAACAGAAAAAAUUGCUAGAAACAUCAAAAAGCCAUAUUGAAAGCAUUGUGCCAAAUAGUCCACCAUCUUGUCCCUGGGCAAAGCUGCCUGAACAGUCACCUCCGUCUCCUUCAUUUUGGGAUGCAUUUGAGAAAAAGGAAUUUCAGGCAUCUGCUAUAAAAAGAGAACUGCAGAGUCCUACUUCUGCUAGAGCUCAUAAAGAUGACUGUCCUUUUGAGGAAAGUGUGAAAGAUAUAGUUAUUAGCUUAAGUGACAUACAAAAAGCUGAAGAGCAAAAAUUGCAAAGAGCUGCCAAUCCAAAAAUCAAGCCACUAAGUCUCAUAAACAUUGAAGACCAAGCUAUAGAAGAAUUACUGGCUUUGUAUAAUGCUGCAGGUAAUCACAAAGAGAAGAUAACUGUGUCACGUGUUCUACCUAGUGAAGUAGCAAGUCCAGUUUGGAAAAAGAACAGAUAAUUUGUGAUAUUUUGUUUUUUGUUCUGUUUUAUGUUCAUCAGUCAGUAAUAAAUAAAUUUUAAGCAAA